This is a messenger RNA of Rhinocladiella mackenziei CBS 650.93, 387 nucleotides long. RefSeq lists its product as uncharacterized. Lineage: Eukaryota; Fungi; Ascomycota; Eurotiomycetes; Chaetothyriales; Herpotrichiellaceae. The transcript has a single exon. The record is from RefSeq and is a predicted model, not a curated record. The coding region runs from base 1 to 387 and encodes 128 amino acids.
AUGUAUCAUCAUGACAACAAGGCCAUUACUACUCUACGUCCCCCAGAGAAGACUUGGGGCCUUGCAAACGGAACAGCUGCACGGACCCGGCAGGAAUGUUUGCCGACAAACGUUGUGGCAGUCAUUAAUACGACAAUUGCCGCUGCUCGUGCCAGCACGAUGAUUAUGAGUGCUGCGGCGAGACAAAAUCUGUUCGGUGAGUUUUGCAUGAUCCGAGACGAACUCAUAGUGAUGAUUAUCGGCAGCAUACCUACGGCUUCACGGAUGGAGAGCACGCCUUCUCAGCCCCCACGGACGCUCGUAAUGGUGAAUGUUGCACUUCCAUAUAACGAAAAGAAUGCCGCAGCUAUACAAUCUGCCCUUUCGGUGGCUCCGAGAAAUGACUGA